Messenger RNA from Hypoxylon fragiforme, 330 nucleotides. RefSeq lists its product as uncharacterized. The coding region runs from base 1 to 330 and encodes 109 amino acids. The record is from RefSeq and is a predicted model, not a curated record. The transcript is spliced from 3 exons. NCBI's taxonomy places the organism in Eukaryota, Fungi, Ascomycota, Sordariomycetes, Xylariales, Hypoxylaceae.
AUGGCUUGCCAGGGCUGGCAACACCAGAUCGGCUUGACCACCAAGGCGUACUCCCUCGGAAUCGAGGACCGAAAGAUGGUGGAUAAAGUAUUCGAUGAUAUGCAACGCGAUGGGAAGCCAGACCGUCAGAAGAUUCUGGGCGAACUGAAACCGAUUGUCAGACCCAGCAUCCCGUUCCAUACGAUCUUGACAGACAAGUUUAGCAAAAAGACCAUCUUGAUUCCUGACCAUUCCACAUAUGGCGCCGAGGAAUGGGCCACCGUCUUCCACCGGAUCUUAAUGUUCGUCGAUUGGGGCCUCCCCGCCAAGAUCAUAACAGACCGAGACUGA